Messenger RNA from Alosa alosa (allis shad), 1541 nucleotides. RefSeq names its product vegetative cell wall protein gp1-like. The coding region runs from base 1008 to 1526 and encodes 172 amino acids. Lineage: Eukaryota; Metazoa; Chordata; Actinopteri; Clupeiformes; Clupeidae. The record is from RefSeq and is a predicted model, not a curated record. The transcript is spliced from 6 exons.
GGAUAAGGCAUAAACUUUAUUUAUUUAAAGUAAAUUGAUAUUUUACGGCUGUAUUUCUUGCUGCAGUUUGUUAAAACCAACUGAACAUACGUAAAUUCAAACGCUGAACACACUAGGCUAUAUUCAAACAUUAUAUCCUUGUUCUAAUGUAGGCCUAUUUAAUUUUCAGUCAUCAUGCCAUCUGUCUCUCAUGUUCAUGUAAGCUUCGUUCGGCUGUGUCGAAUUCAUAGCCGCUGUCAUUUCUGCUGACCACCAGAGAUCGCUGCGUUGUCUUCGAUGCUUUGAUGCUUCGGAUCAUUUUGCGAUACAAUCAGGAAGAAGCCUCAAAAGCUUCACAAGGCUUCGUUCGCCCAUCACUAAUUAAAUAUUGCAUUAAACAAACCGCCCUGUCUUCUUCGGACCAAAACUCUUAAACACGUCCAAACGCAUGCGCCCGCCGUCUCUCCCGAUGACCGGGUAGCAGAAUCACGAACCCUUCCAGAUAAAUCUUACCCAGAUACAGUGCUGCUAUUUUCUGAUUGGCUAGACGGGCUCUGGUGCGACGGAUUAAAGUCAAUGGUUCGUGUCAUCCUUGUGUGGCUACAUGCCCAACAAGUUUCAUGUACACAUCUUUCAGUGUCCUGGGAAUCGUUGACAUACAAUUACUGAAGAAAAAAAAUCCGGAAGAAACACUGCGCUGCGUGGCGGUCAUAAUAAAUAUCUCCAAAGUGCUUCUGUCUAGUUGUUGUGUGAGUAGACGACACUCGCGAAUUUGUUGGCCCACCCUCCUAGGCUCUAUCAUAACAAGUGACGUGGUUAUGUUGAAACCGAAAGUAGCCAGUAGCCACACCAUUUUAGAAAAGUAUAUUCGACAGCCAGGCAGGCAACUCCGUGCAGCAUAUACACCGUAUUUCCAAACAAUUUGACAUAAUUGUGCUGCAGGUGAGACACAAGUCCUGGAAUAAGUGAAGAGGCAGAGGAGGCAGCAGGUCACAGUAGACCAGAGUCUGCAGUGCACAGAUGUAAACAUGAACAAGAACAAUACAUCAACACAGACCAAUGCAGGUAGACCACAGACACACAGACCUCCGUCACCAGUGCCCAGCUGUGUGUCCAUGAGGAGUGACUGGUCCAAGGAUGGUGAUCUGCCCAACUUCAGCACUGGGACAGUCCCACCUGAUGCAAAUAGACCACAGACACACAGACCUCCGUCUCCAGUGCCCAGCUGUGUGUCCAUGAGGAGUGACUGGUCCAAGGAUGGUGAUCUGCCCAACUUCAGCACUGGGACAGUCCCACCUGAUGCAAAACCACAGACACACAGACCUCCGUCUCCAGUGCCCAGCUGUGUGUCCAUGAGGAGUGACUGGUCCAAGGAUUGUGAUCUGCCCAACUUCAGCACUGGGACAGUCCCACCUGAUGCAAAUAGACCACAGACACACAGACCUCCGUCUCCAGUGCCCAGCUGUGUGUCCAUGAAGAGUGAUAAGUCCAAGGAUGGUGAUCUGUCCAACUUCAGCAUUGGGACAGUCUCACCUGAUGCAAAGUGAGUGAUCAGCUCUUAG